This is a messenger RNA of Parasteatoda tepidariorum (common house spider), 2841 nucleotides long. The record is from RefSeq and is a predicted model, not a curated record. Lineage: Eukaryota; Metazoa; Arthropoda; Arachnida; Araneae; Theridiidae.
ACUUAAGCACGAUUUGCAAUUUUUUGUUUUGUUUUUGGGUAUGAUAAUUUAUCAAUACAGUGAAACCUGUGUAUAACGAUACUGUCUAUAACGAUAAACCUGUCUAUAGCGAUAUUUCCUUGAUUUUUCCGUUGUAGACUUGUCCCGGUGAAAUUCAUAUUUACUCAAUGCAUUUUUAACCUGUUUAUAGCGAUAACCACUUUUCAGUUAAACAUGUCUACAACGAUAAUUUUUUCCUCUUUUAAUAGUUGAUAGUUCUAUUCCGAUUUUUCUACCGUUGGAAAACGACUCCCCAUCGAGCCUAAAUGUGAGAUAACGAAAUGUUUUUUUUUUCCAUCUCCUUUGUAUGCAACAUUCUUUCGUUGUUUCUGAGAAAAAAAAGCCACUUUUAGGGGAAAUUAGAGCAGUAGAAAUGGGUGAAGGGUCUCAUUCAUAAGUAAGUCCUUAUCGUUACUCACUACGGACUGGCAUGUUUUCCUUGCAAUAAAGUUAAUUUUAAUUUUGAAGUGAUGGCUCGGUAUAAAGCAUUAUCUUUUGAAGAAAAAUUAAAUAUCAUAUCGGAAAUUGAUCAAGGAUUGAAGCAAGUUGACGCUGCUAAGAAAUAUGGGAUUUCACAAUCAGCAAUAGCUACUUUUUUGAAGAAAAGAAAAGAUAUCGAAGAUGCUGUGGAAGGAAGCAAAAUUGAUGGUAAAAGGAAAAGAUUUAAAGGUGCAGUUAAUGAGGAUGUAGACAAAGCUACCCUAAGAUGGUUCCACGAAAUGAGACAACAAAAUGUGCCAAUUAGUGGUCCAAUGAUUGCAGAAAAAGCAAGAACAUUUGCGUCUUUGCUAGGCAACAACGAGUUUAAAGCCAGCAAUGGGUGGAUUACAUCAUUUCGAGAACGUCAUGGUAUUGUUUUUAAAACCAUCUCAGGUGAAGAAAAGUCAGCUCCAGUCAAUGAUGUUGCAUCCUGGAAGCAACGAGAGAAAGAGACUAUUAAAAAAACUUAUUCUCCAGAAAACGUGUACAAUGCUGAUGAAACUGGCUUAUUUUAUCAGCUCAUGCCAGAUAAAACAAUGGCAUUUAAUCGAGAAAAUUGUAAAGGCGGUAAAAAAUCAAAACAAAGGUUAACUGUUCUACUUUGUGCAAACAGUACUGGAACCGAUAAACUGAAGCCGCUCGUUAUAGGCAAAUACGCUAAACCUAGAUGUUUUAAAAAUGUGAAAAGUUUACCAGUUGACUACAAGGCAAACAAAAGAGCCUGGAUGACAGAAGAAAUAUUUAACAACUGGCUGCUUGAUGUGGUUAAGGAGAUGAAAAGAAAGAACAAAAAAUAGCUCUCUUAGUUGACGACUGCACUCCUCACAACAAUCCUCCAAGUUUGAAAAAUACAAAAUUGUUUUAUUUUCCCCCAAAUUGCACGUCGAUUCUACAGCCAUUAGAUUUGGGAAUAAUAAAAUGUUUCAAAAGAUACUAUCGAAAAAGAUUAGUUCAGAACGUUGUUUAUAAUCUGGAUAAUAAACUCCCAAAUCCUUAUGCAGUUGAUGUAAAAAAUGCAUGUGAUUGGAUUUCCGGAGGGUGAAAUUCAUUGACACAAUCCACCAUCCAAAAUUGUUGGAAGAAAGCCUCUUUCUUUGAGGAUAAAAGCAACGGAAACGCAAAAACUGAGCUUACUGAAAUCACUGAUGAAGAAGAAAAAUGCGUGGCAGGCUUAAAUUCGAUUGUCAGUGAUUUCCAAAGAUCAUCUAAUACAUCAUUUCUAUUUAACGCAGAUGAAUUUUUAAAUUUAGAUAAUGAUGUGUUGGUUUUCAGUGGUGCAAGUGAUGAAGAGAUUUUAGCAGAAGUUAUCCCGGGUGAUCAAAGUGAUGAGGAAGAAGCAGCUGACUGUUCUCAAAACAGGACUCAAAUUUCACCCGAGAAUGCCAUAUUGCUAAUUAACACUUUGCAAGAUUUUGUUGCAAUAUUACCAAAUGUAACUGAUGUUCAUUAGAUGGACUAAAAUCUAUGUGCAUGGAAAUGGCAAUUGCUUCCAAAAAUAAGCAAACAAAACUAACCGAUUAUUUUUCUAAAUAAUUUCUGUUUUGAUUCAUAAAAUUGUAAGUAAAUUUUUUUUGUGUGCUGUUUCAUAAUUCUAAGUAAAAUUUUCAUUCGGAGUCUAUAAAAGAAGUUUAAUUUAUCAUUAGUUUUAAACGUAUACUCUUAAAUUUCAAACCUGUCUAUAACGAUAACCUGCCUAUAACAAUAUUUUAUUUAGGUCCCUACAGUAUCGUUAUAGACAGGUUUUACUGUAUAUUAUUUUAUUUUACUUUGAAAUUUUCCGAAAAUAAGGGGGGGGGGAGGUUAUACAGCAUUGUCGUCGUAAAACCCGGUAAAUGAUUUUUUUAUAGUGAUGAGGAAUUAACAAUUUUUUUCUCUUUCAGUUUCAACUUAAAUAUAGUUUUGUUUCAAACUUUAUUAGAUUAAUACAUAUUUCAAAUGUUUUAAAAGGAAAUGCUUGCCAACAUAGUUUGCAAUUCUGGCUAUCACAUUUUCCCUAUUUCCUACAUAAGCUUUAAUUACAUCUGAGCUUACUCAAUUGUUUUUGUCUUAGUAGAAUGAUUUGUUUUCAUGAUUUUUUUUUUAUAAAUAUAAAAUAGCGAAACGUAUUACAUACGUCAGAACCUCACAAUACAAAUAUUUUCAGAACAACUCAGCGUACAGUCUCUGGUUAAAUUAUUAGACUCCCUAUAAGAUUCUAUGCAAAAUUAAGACUCACUAUAAGAUUCUAUGCAAAAUCUUAAUUAUCAGGUGAUUCUAUACAGCUUUAUUGUUUUUACGCGGUUCGCAGUUAACGUUCGCGUAUCAAUUGAUUAAAUUAGGCGA